AUGGCCAACGAAGAACGGGAACAACAUCUGGCCUGCCCGUUCUGCUCCUUCGGCAGCAAUGAUCUCGCCUCCCUCGAAAGCCACGUGCAACGUCUCCAUGGCAGCCAACAGCCUGACGGUCAGCAGCCUUACAAUGCCGCAUCUCAACUGAGUGAUGCCGAGUUGGCUCAACUUCUCGCUUUUGAGGAAGCAGGCUUGCCUGCCGAAUUAGCCCUACCAGACCGUCCAACUGUUCCUGCCCGGGAUGAGAAUCAGCCGCCGGAAAGUGCAACGAAUAUAGCACCGCCUCCUACAUCUUCGCGCGUUGGAAAGGAGCAAUCAUGGGUGCAAUGUGCCUGUGGCGAACGCGUACCUUUUCUCGAGCUCGAUGCCCAUUCCGACAUGCACGCUCAGGAGAAUAUUUCCGUGGAUGAGGUCGAGAUCUCUAGCAAAGAUGACGAGCUUUCGACAGUCCGAUCCACCGCCCAACGUCCGUUAGCUAAUUCCUCCGGCUCAUUUAGCACUCACAUCCCAAGAUCCCUGCGCAACUAUGACCAAAUACAGGACAGACCGCCUCCUCUUCGUAGCGAAAAGAGACGCGGUCCUUCUCUCAAAAAUAUGUUCUGGGGCACUCGCGCAUCUCCUAAGAGGAAAUCCGCCGGCCCGGCCGUCUCUACAGAGAUUGGAAAGACAAAACAGCUAGGAAAGUCGGAAUUAGGCCCCUAUGCACACGAGAAGCAAAUGCCGGGCUGGUUGCGCCGAAUGCUCGAAGCGGGUGCCAAAGUCACUGUCACUCAGAGAAUCGGCCCCGACGGCAGAUUGGUCAAGGUCGAAACCGUUGCCAACGAGACACCUCACCUGGUACCUGUCCUCGCUCGGCUAUCUCAGAUAGACAGAACGGUCGAGCGUGCAUUCUAUUGCAGCCCUGAAGUUGUCCACGUGUGCAAGAUGUCAUUCGAGGGUGGCUUCUGUGGCUAUCGCAAUAUCCAGAUGUUGCUGUCCUACAUUCAAGGUACAGAGGCUCAUGGCUCAGAGAACUUCCGGGGAAGACUGCCGUCCAUACUGAAACUCCAGGAUAUGAUUGAAAAUGCUUGGGACCUGGGCUUCGGCUCUUCCGGGCGUGUGGAAACCGGCGGAAUCAAAUUCACCCGAAAAUUCAUUGGCACACCGGAGGCACUGGCAUUGUUUUCGAGUCUUGAUAUUGCCUGCGAGGCAACGGCAUACUACGCCAGAAAAGAGAUUGAGGCAUUCGAGACAAUGCUUUGUGCGGUCUGCGACUAUUUUGACGACGACUCGACCCAAGACAACAUGGACAAAGUUGUUAUCACGGACAAGCCACCGAUCUACUUUCAGCAUCAUGGCCAUUCCAUGACCAUUGUGGGGGUCGAGCAAAGGUUGAGUGGCGCUGUCAACUUGGUGGUUUUUGAUCCCAUGUUCAACCCCAGCCCUGCGCUCAAGAAACUUGCGUUUUCGCGUCGCACUUCGUUCGCGUGUGCCCGUCCUGGAAAGGUUUUGGAAGCUCACCGGAGAGACGAGAAAUACUUGAAAAGUUACAAAGUCUUUGAGUUAUUAACGUUGAAAACUAGGCAGUCCUAG
Fonsecaea erecta is the source of this 1575-nucleotide messenger RNA. RefSeq lists its product as hypothetical. The coding region runs from base 1 to 1575 and encodes 524 amino acids. NCBI's taxonomy places the organism in Eukaryota, Fungi, Ascomycota, Eurotiomycetes, Chaetothyriales, Herpotrichiellaceae. The transcript has 2 exons. The record is from RefSeq and is a predicted model, not a curated record.